Messenger RNA from Thalassophryne amazonica, 1836 nucleotides. RefSeq lists its product as uncharacterized. Gene Ontology annotation, molecular function: GTPase activator activity; phosphatidylinositol bisphosphate binding. The transcript has 11 exons. Gene Ontology annotation, biological process: positive regulation of GTPase activity. Bases 217 to 1350 code for a protein of 377 amino acids. Lineage: Eukaryota; Metazoa; Chordata; Actinopteri; Batrachoidiformes; Batrachoididae. The record is from RefSeq and is a predicted model, not a curated record. Gene Ontology annotation, cellular component: plasma membrane; intracellular membrane-bounded organelle.
UUAUGUGAAGAUACUUUUUUUUCUUUUCCCUCCGGCUUCUGUCGGCUGCGCACCUCGCCUGCGCGUGUGUGCGCACCUGCGUGGACUUGUCCGUUGGGUAAGAGGUGGGGGGAGUCUAACCGGAGGAGACACACCUUGUGGGCCUGCUGUGGCCUCCACACCCGUCUAACUAAAGUCUGUGAAAGAGAAGAAAAAAAAAGAAAUUUCCACGCUGAAAUGUCGGCGAACGAGAGAGCGACUCGAGCGCUGAAGGAGAUCCUACAGAAACCUGGAAAUGAAACCUGCGCAGACUGCGGCGCGCCGGACCCCACGUGGGGCUCCUCUUCUCUGGGGAUUUUCAUCUGUCUGACAUGUUCUGGAAGUCACCGCAGUAUCCCUGAUAUCAGCAAAGUCAAAUCCCUGACACUGGCCCACUGGGAGGACGACGAGGUGCAGUUCAUGGCUAUGAACGGGAACGAGCUGGUGAAGAGUAAAUAUGAGGCUGCUGUUCCAGUUUACUACUACAAACCGACGCACAAAGACUGCCAAGUGUUGCGGGAGCAGUGGAUCCGAGCGAAGUAUGAGAGGAAGGAGUUCUCCGAACCCGGGAAAAGCUAUACUUACGAGGAGGGAACCAGAGACGGCAUGCUAAUGAAAAGGGGGCGGGACAACGGCCAGUUCCUCAACAGGAGAUUUGUCCUCUCCGAGAGGGAAGGAACUCUAAAGUAUUUCACAAAAUAUGACGCUAAGGAGCCUAAAGCACUUAUCAAGGUGGACACCAUCAAUGCAACCUUUCAGCCCGAGAAGAUCGGAAACCCCAACGGCCUGCAGAUCACCUACCUCAAAGACUACAGCACGCGCAAUAUCUUUGUCUACCACGAGGACUGCAAGGAGAUUGUAGACUGGUUUAAUUCAAUCCGGGCAGUUCAGCUUCACUAUCUCAAAGUGGCUUUUCCUGGGGCUAUGGAUGUAGAGCUUGUUCCCAAACUCACUCGGAACUUUCUGAAGGAAGGAUACAUGGAAAAGACAGGCCCCAGGCAAACGGAAGGCUUCAAGAAACGUUGGUUUACUCUGGAUCAGAGACGCCUCAUGUACUUCAAAGACCCUCUGGAUGCCUUUGCCAAAGGCGAAGUGUUCCUGGGUAACAAAGACCAUGGGUACAGUGCCGGGCCCGGCUUGCCAGCUGGUACCCACUGUAAUGGUGUCUGGCAAUAUGGUAUCACCAUCAAAACACCUCAGCGCUCCUUCCUGUUUACUUGUGAGACAGAAACCGACCAGCAGGAUUGGCUGAAACACUUCAAUGAUGUCAUGAACGCACCAAUGUCACCUCAGGAAUACACAAUGGAAUCCACAUUCAAGCACAAGUAUUGAUGGACCGGAGGCCCAUGGGGCCGUCUCUUCUCAGCAAGCCACCAGUCUGACGGCAGUCCGACAUCAGUUUUAUCCCAGAAUCCUUCAGUGCUCUGGAGGGCUGAGCACUGCAAACUGAUGCAGUUUGACUUUUAUCACUAAUACAUUACUUUUUGCUGAGUAUUGAGUGGAAGGAAGCGGACCAAAGCAAUCGAUAAACGUAAUGACGUAUGUGAUGAACAGUAAAAGCAACAGGAUGUCAUGGAAAUCAAGAUUUUUAUUUUUGUUUUUCUGUUAAUGCUGGUUUGAAUUUUAGUAACGCCUGUGAGAUGUCUUUAGCAGUACUUCUUCUAUGCUGCACAGUAGUAUCUGUUGGAUGUUUUUGGGUCCAAGGAUCAAUGCUAAAGCACAUGAAAUUCCAUUUCCUGGGGCCCGCUGAGAAAACCUUUUCAUGUCAAGAAAUUACACACAAGAAUUUAACAUGUGAAAUAAAUAUAAUGGACCUCA